Messenger RNA from Closterium sp. NIES-65, 573 nucleotides. The record is from the annotation of a GenBank genome assembly. Lineage: Eukaryota; Viridiplantae; Streptophyta; Zygnematophyceae; Desmidiales; Closteriaceae.
AUGGAUGUGGACGUGGACAUGGACGUGGACGUGGACAUGGACGUGGACGUCGACAUGGUUGUGGACGCGGACGUGGACGUGGACGUGGACAUGGACGUAGACAUGGUCGUGGACGUGGACAUGGACAUGGACGUGGACGUGGUCGUGGACGUAGACGUGGACGUGGACGUGGACUUGGACGUGGACGUGGACGUGGACAUGGACGUGGACAUAGACGUGGACAUAGACGUGGACGUGGACGUAGACAUGGACGUAGACGUGGACGUGGACGUAGACGUGGACAUGGACGUGGACGUGGACGUGGACGUAGACAUGGACGUGGACGUGGUCGUGGACGUGGACGUGGACGUGGACGUGGACAUGAAGGUGGACAUGGACGUGGACAUGGACGUGGACGUGGACGUGGACGUGGACAUGUACGUGGACGUGGACGUGGACGUGGACCUGGUCCUGGACGUGGACAUGGACGUGGACGUGGACAUGGACGUGGACGUGGACGUGGACGUGGACGUGGACAUGGACAUGGACGUGGACGUGACGUGGACAGCGGGUUCCCUGUGGAACUCUGCCUAG